AUGGGCGACUCAUCCGGACAUUUGGAGCGGGUAUGGUGGACAGUCUGUUCUCCCCAGUCUAAGGACACCGAUACUGACAAUUUCUGCCUCCACAGCUUCACACCGACGAAAUGGAGCUGGGUACCACAGAAGCCAUCAGAAACCACUAUGAGCGCAAAGUGGUCUCCCCCGUCCCCAUCUCGCAACGCCGCCUCAACUUCGAACAUUCCCGACCGCGGUUCCUGCGUGAAUGUAUAGCCGAAGCGACCGGUACAUUCUUCUACGUCUUCCCAGGCGUUGCAACAAUAGCCGCUAUGACCACCAAGGAUUUCUCUCCAACUUUCGGAAACAUUCUUACUAUUGGGUUGGCAUUCGGGUUUGGAAUCGUAUUUGCCAUCAUCACAUGCGCGCCCGUAUCGGGUGGCCACUUCAACCCGGUGGGUCAGACGAGAAGACUCAUAAAUUGAAGUAUUCGCUGACGUUUUGUGUUCUUGCUUUGCAGGCCAUUUCCGUCGCCUUUGCUACGUUUCAGGGAUUUCCGUGGCGUAAGGUUCCGCACUAUGUGAUCAGUCAGAUCAUUGGGUCUUUCAUUGCAGGUCUGCUGGUGAUGGGCAUGUAUCAUCAACAGAUUGAGGUGUUGGUCGCGGAAACCAUCAAGGCCGGGAAGCCUUUGAUCACGAGUGGAUCGCCGGCGAGUAUUCUCGUUUCGCUUCCGGCCGACAAUCAGACACUGGGCUAUCUGUUCUUGGUUGAGUGGUUUGUUGAUAGCUUCAUUGUAAGUAUCGACUGCCUUUCGAGCAAUAUUGGACGUCUUGAAGCUGACUACGAUGUAGGCCGUCAUCAUCUGGGCCUGUCUGGAUCCUGCCAACCCAUUCAUCGCACCAUCCUCUGUUCCGUUCGUCAUCGGUCUAGGCUACGCUGUCACAACUUGGGGUUUCGGAGGCCUCACCAUCACACAGAACAUGGCUCGAGGUCUCGGUUGCAGGCUGGUCGCCGCUAUCUUCUACGGACCUGGAGACUUCACUUACAAGUACUACUCUUGGAUCGCCAUCUUGGUCAACGUACCAGCCACGGUCUUUGGAGGCGCAUACUACGAGCUCGUCAUGCGGGAUAGCUUGCAAACGCUCGGCGCAGGAGCGGCGAGAUACGAGGGCGAAGAGGAGGACUUGGCGCUGCAUUUAAGCAAGACUGGUAUCAGUAUGCAGCGGGAGAGGGAGGAGUGCUAUGCUGGCACAAGGAAGAGGAGCUCGAACAGCACCGCCGACGGAAAGCUUCAAGUUCCACCGGUAUGA
Messenger RNA from Lecanosticta acicola, 1271 nucleotides. NCBI's taxonomy places the organism in Eukaryota, Fungi, Ascomycota, Dothideomycetes, Mycosphaerellales, Mycosphaerellaceae. The record is from the annotation of a GenBank genome assembly.